AUGGGUGACAACGACAACCUCACCAAGAUCACGGUGCUGCCGACCAUCCAGUCCAUUGGCCAGCUCACCAUCAGCUUCAACAACGCCAUCACCGAGGUGCAUGGGCUGCCGUACCUGGAGCAGAUGGGCAGCCUCACCAUCUCGGGCAACAAGAUGCUGGAGAAAAUCGAGGGCUUUCCCACGCUCCAGUUGCUGAAAGGGCAGUUCCGGGUGUCGCACAACAAGCAGCUCCAGAGCCUGAGCUUCGGAAACCUCACGACCAUUGAGGGGAACUUGGACCUUCUGGACAACGACAACCUUACGACGGCAGAGUUCUUGAGCCUGCACACUGUCUCGGGCAACGUGCAGGUGGGCUACAACCGGCAGCUGGUCAGAUUCAGCAGCUCCAUGGUCUUCGCUCAGAAGAUCGAGUUUCUCGCCAACUACGAGCUGCGCGAGGUGCUGCUACCCAACCUCUCCAUAGUUACCGGCGACUCCAAGGCCGCCGUGUCCGGGGAUCUGAGGAUUAGCUUCAACUUCCAGCUGGAGGAGGUGGCGGGCUUUGAGAAGCUGAAGCAGGUCUCCGGGGAUCUCGAGAUCUUGGCCAACAGCAAGCUGCGGGACGUCUCGGCCUUUAGCCGGCUGGCGCUGAUCGGCGGGAGCCUCAUCGUGAAGAACAACACUGUGUUGGAGGACAUGAGCGGCUUCUCUUCUGACCUCACCGUCCAGAACUUGCAGAUCCAAGACAACCAGCAGCUCAAGGGCAUCAGCGGCCUCUCCACUUUGCCCACGGUGCGGGGCUACGCGGUGCUCGGGAUCAACUGCACCGGCAACUACGUCCUGCGGCCACAGGCGGUGGUUUGCAGCGCCUGCAAGCCAUGGGAGGUGCCGAGCCUCGACAAGACCACCUGCCAGCUGGACUACUACUUCAUCUUCGUGGUGGGCCUGGCGUGCGUCCUUUCCUUUUGCCUCGCCUUCGCGCUCUUCAUGACUGUGAGGACCGUCAUGGUGGUGGACAACAUCAUCAUCACUGCUGCUGGCCGCGUGGUUCUGCGAACCACAGAGAGGCACUACCUGCUCCGCGGCUUCUGGGGCCGCAGCUUCCCCCUGAAGCUCGAGGGUACAGGCUGCCAGUUCUUGGAGUGUCAGCCAAUUGUGCGCGCCCGCGCCGUGAGCGACACAGAGCUCGAAUUGCUGGUGAAGAUGGAGCGUUGCCGCAGCCCACGACGGACCAUGAGCUCGCUGCCUAUGUCCGAGAUGGUUGAGAGCCCUAAGAAUGCCCAGAUCUCCAUGAACUUCAAGGGCCUGGACUCGAGCCCGGCGGGCAUGGAGCCCCCGGCGGCCGGGAGCUGCCUGCUGAGCUGCCAGGGCUUCGCGCACGUGCGGAGCCCCUGGGAGCUGCUGGCCGCCGGCCUGUCGCUGCCCACCCUGGUUUGGGCGUGCAUGUUUCUCAUCGCCAUUGCCGCGCUGGUCUACCUGGGCAUGUCCUCUGGCAUCCGCCCGGAAGCGACCCUGGUGCCGGCGCUGCAGUCCUUCGGCAUGGGCGCCGCCUGCGCCCUGCUGCUGCGCCUGUUGGCGGUGCUGAGGCGCCAGGGCCAGCGUCGGCUGCGGGCGCGGCAGCUCCGGGAGGUGCAGCUGCUGGCGGAGCUCGAGAAGGCCUGUUGGGAAGGCAGCAGCGAGCGCAUCCUGAAGCUCCAGAAGGAGCUGGCUGCAAGGGGCUGGAGCCACCAACGCUUCAGCAGCACGUUGCAAGGCGUGCGGAAGCGCCAGAGUGAGGAGGCCGGCGUCAGCGUGGCUUUCCUACUGUCCGAGGAGUUUCUGGAUUUGGCACAGGGCAGGAGCCGGAUGGAGAACCCCAACUUCUACGACCUCAAGGAUGCAUUCUUCCUCAGGGAAGAGCCCAUUGGUCGGGAUUUGCUGUGCCCCCGCGAUGGUAUGCCGGGCUGUGCCCUGGUGGAUGUAGUGGACCAAAGGCACCGGAGGCAGUGCACCCACUUCCUGUCCUGGGCCUGGAGUUACUCGGUGACGCUGGUGCGCAGUGCCCUCCGCUCCUGGAUGGACCAGAGCAAGCUGGUCCCGGGCACCACGUUUUUGUACAUGUGCUUCUUCGUGAACAACCAGUACCGCAUACUGCUGGACCACGAGGGCGCCGGCAGCCGGGACUGGAGCCUCGGGGAGGUCUUCGAAGAGAACUUGCAGCGCAUCGGGCGGAUGGUGGCGCUCUUGGACCACUGGGACCAGCCGGCCUACCUCUCCAGGAUUUGGACCAUCUUUGAGCAGUACUCGGCGGUGGUGCUGGAAAUCGAGGUGACCUUCAUUCUGCCGCAGACCUCGGGGGACAGCCUCCUCCAGGAGAUCCGCAAGGGCGAGGAGGGCAUCUUGCAAGUCCGGGAGUCCCUGUGCAACGUGGACGCAGAGACCGCCGGGGCCUGGUGCGCGGAGGACGAGAAGAUGGUGAAGCGCCUGAUCGAGCAGACCAUAGGCUUCGAGAAGGUGAACGAGAAGGUUCAGGAGUUGAUGAUCGCCUGGGUUGCCACCAUGGUGAAGGACUACCUGGGGAACCUGGUGGUCAUGGGCACGCGCCGGCUUCAGCGUCUCAAAGCCCAGAGCUUUUUGAGCGCCAACGCCACCGAGUGGACCCACAAGAUGAGUACCCGCACUGAUGCUUCGGCAACACUGCAGACGGUCAAGAUGAAGUCCCAUAAUUCGCCCAUUUGGACGCGGUACUUAAAUGAAGACACACAAGUGUCUGUGUUCAAAUCGCCCAGUAGGCGCUGA
Messenger RNA from Effrenium voratum, 2757 nucleotides. NCBI's taxonomy places the organism in Eukaryota, Dinophyceae, Suessiales, Symbiodiniaceae. The record is from the annotation of a GenBank genome assembly.